AUCUUCACGGCUAAGUAAACCCUUUUGUGGGUUUGUUUUUAGGCCUCUUUAUUUUGUUCGCUUCUUUCCUUCACCGCGCUCUCGUCGUCUCCUUCGCCCCCUUCUCGUCUUCGAACCAUGACCAGCUCUUCCGCCCCUUCUCGAAAGGUGCUGAGCAAGAUCGCUUGUAGUCGGCUGCAGAAGGAGCUGGUUGAAUGGCAGGUUAGCCCUCCCACUGGAUUCAAGCACAAGGUCACCGAUAACCUUCAAAGGUGGGUUAUUGAAGUGGUUGGAGCGCCGGGGACUUUGUAUGCGAACGAGACCUACCAGCUCCAGGUUGAUUUCCCGGAGCAUUACCCCAUGGAAGCGCCACAGGUUAUAUUUUUAAAUCCUGCUCCUCUGCAUCCUCAUGUUUAUAGCAAUGGGCACAUCUGUUUAGAUAUAUUAUAUGAUUCGUGGUCCCCAGCGAUGACUGUAAGUUCUGUCUGUAUCAGCAUUCUAUCCAUGUUGUCAAGCUCAACAGUGAAGCAACGUCCUGUUGAUAAUGACCGCUAUGUCAAAAACUGUAGGAAUGGCAGGUCUCCAAAGGAGACAAGAUGGUGGUUCCAUGAUGACAAAGUAUAAGAUCGGCAUAACUGCCUCCAGAAGUAAGUGUCUGACUUCUCAGAUAAAACUUGGGCCAUACUUUUAACUCAUUGGAUGCUCUUAUGUAUGAGUAUCUGCUGAUUUGAAUUCAAAGCUUUCAGGCUUUUAUGUAAAGUUGCAUACUGUGGUAUUUGUAAAGAAGAGCUGCUAUAUAAAUGCCAAUAAUUUCCCAAUAAGGUGAUAAUAGCACUCGAUGGAUGCGUACGUUUAGUACGAAACA
Dioscorea cayenensis subsp. rotundata (Guinea yam) is the source of this 844-nucleotide messenger RNA. RefSeq names its product probable ubiquitin-conjugating enzyme E2 16. The coding region runs from base 118 to 603 and encodes 161 amino acids. The record is from RefSeq and is a predicted model, not a curated record. The transcript has 6 exons. NCBI's taxonomy places the organism in Eukaryota, Viridiplantae, Streptophyta, Magnoliopsida, Dioscoreales, Dioscoreaceae.